AUGGCAGCGGGUGGUUUUGUUAGCCGUGCAUUUGAAUCGAUGCUAAAGGAAUGUUCGAGCAAGAAGUUCCCCGAUCUUCAAAAAGCUAUUCAAUCUUAUUUAGAUAAUGCGAAAGAGGUGACUCAGCAGCCUAAACCUAGUGAGACGAAUCUGGCAGCAUUGUCUGCUGGAGACGGGAGUUCAAUUGAUUCUGAGGGUGGAGCUACAAAAUGUGGAACAGAAACAGAAUCAGAUCAAUCAGACGCAGUUCCUCAUACUUCUGAAGAGGCACAGGAUGCAAAUAAAAAGCGGGCAUCAGUCGAAACCUUACAGCUGUCUUGGCAAAUGCUGGCGCAGAAACUCAUUGCAUAUGAUCAUUUAGAAGGAGAUCCUGGUUCGGAUGGUGGUAAAAAUGUCCCACUCUUUACAGACAUUCUGAACAUGUACAAGUCUCCAAGUGUUAAAGGUACUUCUGACAGCCGUAGCAUCCACAAAGUUUCGAGACUAAAGGACAAAAUGAGUGCAGAGGCAGAGUUAUUCUAUGAUCAAAAUGCCUCGUUUGCUGUUUAUUGUACAGAGCUCUACCCUAGACUUCCAAAUUGGAUGCCCCAUAUCCCAGCAGGCAGUAGGUGCAGCAUCAGGGGGAGCCUUCACAUGAGUACAUGGGGAGCCUUUGUUGGGAGUCAUCAGAAUAUGCUACAACAUUGCUUUGCACAGGUUCUUAUUUUGCUUUUAUCAGAAUGGAGAAUGGAAACUGAUUCUCAAGCUCAGGUUUCUACUUCACUUGGUUCUACUGGGAAUGAGGAGGCUGCUUCGGCAGAGAAAUCAGAUGUAAGUGUUGAAGAAACUCCAAAUGCUGACCAAAAUGAGGAAGGGAUCACUUUGGGGGAUGCACUUAAUCAGAUCAAAGGGGCUUCUCUUGCAUCUGUUGAGGAACUCCAUAAUCUUGCAGGCGGUGCUGAUAUUAAGGGUCUGGAGGCUGUUCUUGACAAAGCUGUGCAUACUGAAGAUGGUAAAAAGACUACAAGGGGGAUUGACCUGGAGACCAUGGACAUUGGACAACGGGAUGCUUUGUUGGUCUUCCGCACCCUUUGUAAGAUGGGUAUGAAGGAGGAUAAUGAUGAAGUCACCACCAAAACAAGGAUCUUGUCUCUAGAGCUUCUGCAGGGUUUAUUGGAAGGUGUUAGCCAUUCAUUUACAAAGAACUUCCAUUUUAUUGACUCAGUAAAAGCAUAUCUUUCCUAUGCUCUGUUGCGUGCUUCAGUUUCACAAUCUUCAAUCAUAUUUCAGUAUGCAACUGGAAUCUUCUCCGUGCUUUUGUUGCGGUUCAGGGAAAGUCUUAAAGGUGAAGUUGGUGUAUUCUUUCCCUUGAUAGUUCUACGAUCAUUGGAUGGUGCAGAGUGUCCUGUUAACCAAAAAAUGAGUGUUCUUCGGAUGCUUGAAAAAGUUUGUAAGGAUCCUCAAAUGCUUGUUGAUGUAUACGUGAAUUAUGACUGUGAUCUUGAGGCACCAAACCUGUUUGAACGCAUGGUUACUACACUAUCUAAACUAUCUCAAGGGACUCAAAAUGCAGAUCCAAAUUCUGCUGCUGUGUCCCAAACUACUUCAAUUAAAGGUUCAUCACUUCAGUGUCUUGUGAAUGUGCUCAAAUCCUUGCUUGAUUGGGAGAGAUCAUGCAGAGAAUUGGAAAAGAAGAGUAAAAACACUCAAACUCUUGAAGAAGAGGUUUCAGCUAGAGAAAAUGCAGAGGUAAAAGGCAGGGAAGAUGUGCCCAAUAACUUUGAGAAAGCUAAGGCUCAUAAAUCUACAGUGGAAGCUGCCAUCUCAGAGUUCAAUAGGCAUCCAGUGAUGGGCUUAGAGUCUAUGAUAUCAAACAAGUUGGUGGAAAAUAAUCCUGCUUCAGUUGCUCAAUUUCUGAGAAAUACUCCUAGUUUGAACAAGGCCAUGAUUGGCGAUUAUUUGGGCCAACAUCAAGAUUUUCCCCUUGCUGUCAUGCAUGCUUAUGUAGAUUCCAUGAAGUUUUCAGAAAUGAAGUUUGAUACAGCAAUUCGUGAGUUUCUGAAAGGAUUUCGACUUCCAGGGGAAGCUCAAAAGAUAGAUCGUAUCAUGGAAAAGUUUGCAGAGAGAUAUUGUGCAGACAAUCCAGGUCUUUUCAAAAAUGCUGAUACUGCAUAUGUUCUUGCAUAUGCUGUUAUAAUGUUGAACACUGAUGCACAUAAUCCAAUGGUGUGGCCAAAAAUGUCUAAGUCGGAUUUUGUACGAAUGAAUGCCAUAAAUGAUGCUGAAGCUUGUGCCCCAGCAGAUCUACUGGAAGAGAUAUAUGAUUCGAUUGUCAAGGAAGAGAUAAAACUGAAAGAUGAUGCAUCUGGGAUUGGGAAAAACAGCAAACAAAAACCAGAAGGUGAAGAGAGAGGUGGCCUUGUUAGUAUUCUCAAUCUUGCUCUUCCCAAACAAAAGUCAUCGAUUGAUGCCAAGUCUGAGAAUGAAGCUAUCAUUAGGCAAACACAGGCAAUAUUCCGGAAGCAAGGAGUAAGAAGAGGAGUGUUCCAUACAGUACGACAGAUUGAAAUUGUAAGGCCCAUGGUUGAAGCUGUAGGAUGGCCUUUGCUUGCUACUUUCUCUGUCACUAUGGAGGAAGGUGAAAAUAAGCCAAGGGUUGUUCUCUGCAUGGAGGGAUUUAAAGCUGGAAUCCACAUUACACAUGUUCUGGGAAUGGAUACCAUGCGCUAUGCUUUUUUAACAUCUCUGGUCCGGUAA
Dovyalis caffra is the source of this 2736-nucleotide messenger RNA. NCBI's taxonomy places the organism in Eukaryota, Viridiplantae, Streptophyta, Magnoliopsida, Malpighiales, Salicaceae. The record is from the annotation of a GenBank genome assembly.